AUGGCUUUUGUCAGAAAGAGACGCUAUUAUGCUUUGAAGCAAUUAUUGCCAAAAGGAAUGAUUAAACAUCGAUGUAGAAGCAGUGUUUGUGUUUAUGACUGUCGAGAUCAGAAGCGGCGAACUCAGAGCUAUGAACCAUCACAGGUCAUCUACGCUCGUGACGUGACCCCAGGGCCAGGUCCCCCCAUCGCCACCUUUGGCUGGUCGCUCUCCGGUGGCCAGGACAUGGACAACAACCUGUACCCGGACCUACUGGUGGGGGCGUACCUGUCCAGUUCCGCCGUCCUGCUCAGGACCCGCCCCAUCGUGUCCCUGUUCAACCACAGCCUCAGCUUCCUGUCGGAGGGCAAGACCAUCGACAUCGACUCGGCGAGCCUGGAGACAGGCGGGUGCCGCGUGUCGAGCCAGAUCGUCCCGUGCGUGACGCUGCAGUUCUGUCUGGGAUACGCCGGCGUUGGGGUGCCCACCGACCUGGAGAUGGACGUGGAGUACCUGCUGGACAACAAGGUGAGCGAGCCGCGACUGUUCUUCCUGGACUCCAGUCGGCGCAGCCUCAAGGAGCGCGUCCGCCUCGAGAAGGAGAUCGACGACUGCAGGACUCACCGCGUCUACGUCACGUCCUCUCUGACGGACAAGCUGACCCCGAUGUCAGCCGAGGUCAGCUUCACCCUCGUGGAGGAGGCGAGCCGACGGAGACGAUAUCGCCGCUCCCUCGCGCCCAUCCUGAACCAGCGCCAGAAGCUCACGCUCUCCGACUCGCUCACCAUCCAGAAGAACUGCGGCCGCGACAACGUGUGCUACCCGGACCUCAUCCUCAGCGUCGAUGCGCCCGACACCUUCGUGUUCGGCAAGAAGGAGCAGCUGGAGGUGGACGUGCGCGUGGUGAACGACGGCGAGGACGCGUUCGAGGCGCGGGUGUUCGUGCCCAUCCCCCGCGGGCUGCUCUACAACAAGUUCGUGGCCAAGGACAACACCACCGUCGUCUGCUCCCCCAGGACCCUGGACUCCGGCAUGAUCCUCGUGUGCGAGAUCGGCAACCCUCUGCCGAUGCACAAGGGCGUCCACUUCAUAGUGCUAUUCCAGCAGUCGGGGCUGAUGGAGGAGCCGCGCUUCGAGUUCCUGGUGACCACGAACAGCACCAACAUCGAGAAUUCUCACACGAAAGACGACAACGUGGUCCUCAAGACGAUCCAGGUGGAGGUCGACACGAAUCUCAUCCUUUACGGGACGUCGGACCCCGAGAGAAUCGACUACAACCGAAGCCUCUACCUGUCCAAGUCCAAGCAGCAUGAGGAGCACCUGGGGCCUCAGAUCACACACAAGUACGGCUUCUCCAACACGGGCCCCUCCGACAUCUCGGAGACCGAGCUCGUUAUCCUUUGGCCCACCAGGACUCUCGGCGGGAACUACCUCCUGUAUCUGCUCGAACAGCCCUACGUCACAGGACCCGUUCAGUGCUCGCACGUGCCCGACGUCAACCCUCUUGGUCUCACGCUGAUCGACAGGGAAGUGAAUCUAGAAUUGCUCAAGUUGCAAAGCCAGGAGGAGAGCGAGCACGAGGCGGAGGAACAGAGCUACUCGGAGUCCUCGGCGACCGGCGAGGCUUCGGCAGGAGGCGCGUCGGCGAGUGGCGGGUCGUCCUACUCCACCUCGCAGACGACUUACUACUCCAGCAGCAGCGGUGAUGGAAGUGGCAGCGGCAGCAGCAGUUCGUCUUCAUCGUCGUCCUCGAGUUAUUCCACAUCUUCCUCCACCCGCACGAGGACCAGUUACAGCUCGUCCUCCUCUUCGUACGGCCACUCCUCCUCCUCCUCCUCCUCCUCUGACGACGACGACGAACUCAUCCGACGCACCCGCCAAGCGGAACCCGCCCUCGACUGGGACAAAGAGAUCAAUACCUGCGGUCCCACCGAAUGCACCAAGAUCCACUGCACCGUCGGGCCGCUGGUGGACGGUGACAUCCACUACAUCUACGUGCGCUCCAGGCUUGUGUUGGACACCCUCAUCGAGUACCCGUACGACGACGUGAGCAUCACCAGUCGCAUGCUGGCCAGAGUGAAGGCCCUGCCGCAUGGCGUCAUGCCGGAGGUUCUCCCGAUACGCGACCUGGACGUCACGACGCACGUGUCGCCUGCGAAGUCCCUGGACGAAGCCCCGCCCAUCCCCUGGUGGGUCAUCGUCCUGGCCACGAUGGCGGGCGUCCUCAUCCUCCUUAUCAUCAUCCUCAUCCUGUGGAAGUGCGGGUACUUCAAGCGCCACCGGCCGGAGCAUCGCGCCCGCAUCGCCGACGACGCCCAGCCGUUAAACCCUCCUAACGGUCAUAACGGCCAUCCGUACAACCCCUACAGCCGUCCAUUCUACCCUGGGGACGAAGCGUUAUGAUCGGGCUCGUGUGGCGCCCUAGACAAGUGAAGAAAUCUAAUCAUGGAGAGAGCGAGGAAGAAUGCGAGAAUGAGGCUGUUUUUUUAUCUGAUGUUGAUGUUAUUGUCAUUAUCGCUUUUGAUUAUUACUGUUGAUGGUCUUGUUUUUCUGACUAGUUUUUCAUUUUCAUGAUAAUAAUUAUUGUUAUUAUUAUUAUUAUUAUUAUUAUUAUUAUUAUUAUUAUUACUAUUACUACUAGUAUUAGUGAUAUUAUUAUUAUUAUCAUUAUUAUCAUUAGUGUUAUUAUUAUCAUCAUUGUUAUUCUUAUCAUUGUUAUUAUAAUCAUUAUUGUUAUGAUCAUUAUUAAUCAGUACUACCUUUUAAGGAGGUAAAUAUAUUCCUGAAACACAUGGAGAUAUAUCACGGUCACAUGCAGUGUCAGGUGGUAUGGAAGGCAACUGCUUGAGUGAUUCUUGAAAUCGUAUAUGCUUCCUAUCUGAAACAACUGCAGCCAUGGCGUGGACUUGAAGGUUACUACAAAAAAAGGAAAUUCAGGAGAAAAAGAAGAAGAAAUACCUUAGUGUUACACGAUUAUAUGGACGAAAAAGAAUUGCAUGGUUGAAAUACAUAAGGAAUCCAAAUGUUGGAUAUCCUGCCUUCCUUUGAUGUGAGAGACUAUUGUGAAUGCAUCUGAGAGACUCUUAUUGUUUUCGUCUAACUAGCUGUUCGAGUGUAUAUAAUGAGUAAUGCUUUGGGUACGUAUAAAACUUUAGAGGAUUCAAAGGCAGGCAAGUGUCUGAAUCUGUACUCACAUUCAAAACGGUUUAGGGAUACUAUUAAAAGGAGUUUAGAUCUCAUACUUUUUUUUUGGUUUUUGAUAGGUGCCAUACAUACUUAAGCAUGACAAGGUUUAGAGUUAUUUAGAAGGUGUCUGUUGUCGAACGAUGACCGUAAGAAUUUCUUCUGAGAGAAAGUCGCAUUUCAUAAAAGUUCGAUAAGAAAUAUUAGAAUUGUAUGCGGUUGUAAAAGGAAUACCAUUUAGGAUGUAUAAAAUGAUACUCAUAAAAUAAUAUCUAGAAGGGGAAAAAAUACUCUUCAUAUAGUUUAUAUUAAUACCUUUGUCUUUUACUUUGUUUCGCUCUGUGUGAUUACUAUUAAACCACUAAUCAGAAGAGCAUAAAACCUGAUUUAUUGGUAGGGGUUUCGAUUUUUUAUAUAUGAAGGUUCAUGACAUUUAAAAUCAACAAUCAAUUAAUACCAAAGCAAGAUUAUGAUGUUCAAAAUAUGUUAUUUCUUCUUUUUAUCUUUAUGUAUUGUUAUUUUUAUGUAUGAGCGCAGAAGAGACUUCAUCAUAGAAUUCAGUGUUGUCAGAAUGUGUAAAAUCAAUGUUUUUUAAAGUCACAAAUAAGUGAUAUUACAAUCCAAUUAAAAUUCCAGUGACUAUUUCUCUUUGACUAGAUCUCUCAUAAUUUUAUUCGUUAAAUUCAAAUGACGUGUCUUCUUUGUAUUGGCAGAGAUAAUUCUGCGUUUUUUCACAGGCUUUUGAAGUGUCGAGCCAUUUUUUAUUCUGUGUAUAAAGAACUCGUUUAUCACUCCAAGACACGAAACAUUUUUAUAUGGUGUGUACUGUACGUCACAGGUCACUGAUAAGCUUUAUCUGGGAAUACCUGACAAUGAGUAAGCGAUUUCCGGUUACUUUCUUAGGCCUAACUUGUGCACCUCUCACCUGUGCGGCAGGCAGGGCGGAAACUGCUCGAAGUGGGAUUGUUUCGCAAGCUCUCGCGGCACCGACAAAGUUCCACCGAUCGUAUUCCUCUGGCUAUUCCAUGGAGUCUGUAGCAUUCCACGAUACUUCGUUCAGCUAUAUUUUAGACUCCACUAUUUUGCGUUGUUACACAGCUGUGGGUAUAGGAAAUACAGCAAGGUAAUCAUAAUCAUUACGUAUAGAAAAGGAUGGGAUGAAUUUAACUGUGUAUCGACUUUUGAAAAAAGAAAAGCUCGGGCAUUUUGGAAUUUUUCGACUUGAAAUUUAGAAAAAAAAUAAUGGAAACUCAACGCAACGGUGAAGUUCCAUAGUGAUUAACGAACACCUGUAUGCCACUGUCUCAAUGCAGGUGUUUGUCAAUGACUUCCUCUUCGCUAACUCCCGCAGACGGCGACAGGUGCACAGAUGGUAGGCAGGUGGUGCUAACAUCUUUAUAAUCUCGUGAAUCUCUUUGUUAUUUACUAACGUUGUUAAUUAUGUUUUACGCGUGUAAGCUGUUAUGUUGAAUCAUGCCAAUAUUUUUCAGUAAUGUAUCCCUCACCCCUUAAGAAUGACAAUUUCAAUAACUGGAGUGACUUGGCACAGCGAGGGCGUCCCCCAGACUGGUGUCAGGCUCGUGUGUAUAUAAUAUAUACUUACGCUUUUUAGUUGUGCUAUGGCUGGUGGUCCUUGUUUGUGUGUAUAUAAGUGUAUAUUUGUAAAAUGUUUUAUGUAAUUUAUUUAUGUUAACAAUAAAAUGCUGACAGUC
Molecule: messenger RNA, 4874 nt
Organism: Penaeus vannamei (Pacific white shrimp)
Lineage: Eukaryota; Metazoa; Arthropoda; Malacostraca; Decapoda; Penaeidae
Source: RefSeq, a predicted model, not a curated record